This is a messenger RNA of Diabrotica virgifera virgifera (western corn rootworm), 900 nucleotides long. RefSeq lists its product as uncharacterized. Bases 1 to 900 code for a protein of 299 amino acids. Lineage: Eukaryota; Metazoa; Arthropoda; Insecta; Coleoptera; Chrysomelidae. The record is from RefSeq and is a predicted model, not a curated record. The transcript is spliced from 2 exons.
AUGGUUCAGCAAUUGAUAAAUGAAGAUGGCAAAGAUUAUCCUUUAGCUAAAAAAUAUAUUUCUUCGGGGCUAUAUAUGGAUGAUUUUUUAACGAGUGUUCCGGACGAAAUUGAAGCUAAAGAAUUAUAUAAUCAAUCGGUAAAGCUCUUCAAAGGUGGUUGUUUUGACUUAGUUAAAUGGUCGACUAAUUUGGACAAUUUGUUAUCAGAAAUUCCGCUGGAAAAACGUUUACAAAAUUCGGUUACAUUUAAAUCGGAGACUAAAGUUUUAGGGAUGCAAUGGGAUCCGCAGAGGGAUGUUUUGAACUAUAGGUUAACCACCCCCGAUAAAAAUUGUACAAAACGUAAGAUUUUAUCUCUUACUGCAAAAUGUUAUGAUCCUAUUGGUCUGAUUGCUCCAUUUAUUUUGCAUUUAAAGUUAAUGAUCAGGGAGUUAUGGCAACUAAAAUUGGGUUGGGAUGACUCACCCCCGGAUACGAUUAAAAAAUCAUGGAAAAAGGUAUGCAAUGAAUGGCAAGAUUUUUCAAAAUUUGAGGUCCCUAGACAUGUAGGAGCCAUGAGGGAUGUUCCGAUUAUGAUUUUGGGGUUUGCGGAUGCAAGUCAAGACGGUUACGGUGGGGUAGUUUAUUUAAGGGUUGUAAAUUCUAGCGGUGAAGUGAGUGUGAGACUGGUUGCUGCAAAAUCGAGAUGUGCACCUUUAAAAAAGACCAUGACCAUUCCGAAGCUAGAAUUAUGCGCGGCUUUGUUGUUAUCAUCUUUGCUGAAGUUAAUAUUUGAAAAUUAUAGCAAACUUACUCAUAUUUCACAACUAGUUGCGUAUUCUGAUUCGACCACGGUGCUCACUUCUGCUCAUGAAGCUCGGCUUGUCAAACGAGCCGAACCUCGAGCCAAGCCGAGCUAA